Messenger RNA from Melozone crissalis (California towhee), 1617 nucleotides. It is a transcript of the gene LMOD2, whose product is annotated as leiomodin 2. Gene Ontology annotation, biological process: myofibril assembly; muscle contraction; pointed-end actin filament capping. Gene Ontology annotation, cellular component: myofibril; striated muscle thin filament. The coding region runs from base 1 to 1617 and encodes 538 amino acids. Gene Ontology annotation, molecular function: actin binding; tropomyosin binding. The transcript is spliced from 3 exons. NCBI's taxonomy places the organism in Eukaryota, Metazoa, Chordata, Aves, Passeriformes, Passerellidae. The record is from RefSeq and is a predicted model, not a curated record.
AUGUCUACCUUUGGGUACAGAAGAGAGCUCAGUAAAUAUGAAGACAUUGAUGAAGAUGAGCUCCUCGCCUCUCUCACUGAAGAGGAGCUCAAGGAGCUGGAGCGGGAGCUGGAGGACAUAGAGCCCGACCGUAACCUCCCAGUGGGACAGCGGCAGAAGAGCCUGACGGAGAAAACCCCAACAGGGACUUUCAGCAGGGAGGCACUGAUGGCCUACUGGGAGAGGGAGACCAAGAAACUCCUGGAAAAAGAGAGGUUGGGUGCAUGUGAGAAGCAAGAAGAGGACAAUUCAGAAGAACUUCAAGAAGAAUGCUUCACAGAAAGCAAUAGUGAAGUGUCUGAGGAGGCAUAUACUGAAGAGGAUGAUGAAGAAGAAGAUGAAGAGGAAAAUGAAGAUGAGAGUGAUGAUGAGGAUGAGGAAGUGCAAAAUGCUGCAGCUGGCAGGCGUUCUGACCACGGCAGACACAAAAAGUGUAAUGGUGCAAAGGACGAUGAAAGCUUCCUCAAUGGCCAUGAUGGAAAAGACAGUGAUAAUCGGAGUUCAAAAAGCAGUGCCAUCCACCCUUGUGGAAAUCCAACAGUUAUUGAAGAUGCUUUGGAAAAAGUUAGGAGCAACGACCCUGACACCACAGAGGUCAAUCUGAACAACAUUGAAAACAUCACUUCACAGAUGCUCAUACAAUUUUCUCAAGCCCUGAGGGACAACACAAUGGUGAAGUCAUUCAGCUUGGCUAAUACCCAUGCUGAUGACAACGUGGCAAUAGCUAUUGCUGGUAUGUUAAAGGUUAAUCAGCAUAUAACUAGUCUGAAUAUUGAGUCAAAUUUUAUCACAGGCAAAGGCGUGCUGGCCAUCAUGAGAGCUCUGCAGCACAACAAGGUUCUAACAGAACUGCGCUUCCACAAUCAAAGGCACAUCAUGGGCAGCCAGGUGGAAAUGGACAUAGUCAAACUGCUGAAAGAGAACACCACUCUGGUAAAGCUGGGCUACCACUUUGACCUUGCUGGCCCAAGAAUGAGCAUGACAAGUAUCCUGACAAGAAAUAUGGAUAAACAAAGGCAAAAGCGUAUGCAGGAGCAGCGGCAGCAGGAGUCAGGUUGUGACGGAGCUGUCAAUCCAAAGACCAAAGUUCUGCAGAAGGGGACACCUCGGUCCUCACCUUACGUGUCGCCUAAAAGCUCGCCGUGGUCUUCCCCAAAGCUCCCUAAGAAAGCACUGCCAGUGAAAUGCCAGCCUUCAGCACCUGCACCCCCACCUCCCCUUCCCCCCUCGCCCCCACCUCCCCCUCCUCCUCCCCCUCCUCCGCUUCUGCCAGAGAAGAAGGCGCCUACCAGGAAUAUAGCUGAAGUCAUCAAACAGCAAGAAAGCUCAAAAAAAGCCUUACACAAUGGACAGAAAAAGAAAAAGGGCAAAAAACCCAGAAAACAUGAGAACAACAUAUUGAAAGAAAUUAAAGAUUCUUUAAAAUCAAUCUCAGACAGAAAAUCAGAGGAAGGCUCACGACCCUCCACCCGGCCAUCCACCCCACAAAGGUCUCUCCAUGACAACCUUAUGGAAGCAAUUCGGGCAAGCAGCAUAAAGCAAUUAAGGCGGGUGGAGGUACCAGAGGCCCUUCGGUGA